CAGAUUUCCUUUAUCAAUACAGCAGUAAGUUUAGUUUAGAUUUUGCACAAUGAAGCUGAAGUUUGUGAUAUUGGCCGUUCUGCUCUGCGUGGUUUCUAUAGCUGGAGUUACUGCUGCCGGAAAGCGACGGAAAAUUAUCAUUCACGUGCCAGUUAAGGUAAAGCAACAAAAACAUAUACAUACACAGGUUAAGACUGUUCAUCAUCAUCAUAAGCCAACUGUUAUUAAAGAGGAAAAAAUAAUAAAGAAAGAAGUACAUAAACCGGUUGUGAUUAAGGAAGAAGUCGAGCAUGAACAUUUUCACCACCAUUAUAAGCACGAUCACCCUACCUUUGAAAUCGACGGACACGAGUCACUUGGUGAAGGCAACGAUUUUAGUGGACUAAAAUUCAACUGACCGUUUCUACAGAUGCAAUAAAAGGAACUCAAAUGUAUGUGUAGUGUAGAAUGCCUUGCAUAAGUGUAACAACUAAACUUGAUAUUAAAUUAUCCCAA
This is a messenger RNA of Ochlerotatus camptorhynchus, 495 nucleotides long. RefSeq lists its product as uncharacterized. Lineage: Eukaryota; Metazoa; Arthropoda; Insecta; Diptera; Culicidae. The transcript is spliced from 3 exons. The record is from RefSeq and is a predicted model, not a curated record. The coding region runs from base 50 to 397 and encodes 115 amino acids.